Messenger RNA from Seriola aureovittata, 1461 nucleotides. Its product is annotated as olfactomedin-4-like. Gene Ontology annotation, biological process: signal transduction. Bases 1 to 1377 code for a protein of 458 amino acids. The transcript has 5 exons. Lineage: Eukaryota; Metazoa; Chordata; Actinopteri; Carangiformes; Carangidae. The record is from RefSeq and is a predicted model, not a curated record.
AUGAUGCUGCCAAUUCUGCUGCUGCUCCUGCCGGUCCUCAGUCCCACUUUGGCCUGGAUUCCAGUGGAGGAUUGGGAGUCUGGCAAUGUCACUGCAUCAGUCGGUGAGUCAGGUCAAUGUGUUUGUCAUGUGUAUCUGCCUGACACCACCUUCCCUGCUGACCGGGUUCAGCAAAUGCAACAAGUCAGCAAGGAUCUGAUCCUGGAAGUGGAAAUCCAAAUGAACAAGAUGGUGAGCUAUGAGGGUAAACUGGAGAUCUAUUUGAAAGAACUGAGCGACCUGACUGUCAGAGUGGCCAUGCUGGAGAGCAGUCCUGACAGUUACAUCAAACUGGACUUUGAGCUGCUCAGGAUUGAGCUCAGAGAAUUCGAGGCUAUUGUGUCGCAGCUCAAAGACUCCCUCAACUCCUCCUCACCCAUGUUUGACAGUCUGUAUACUGAGAUCCGCAACAUGACACUCAUUGUGAACCAACUGGAGACUUAUGACAAGAGCAACCUGGAGGUGAUCCGCAUUGAGUUCGCUAAGCUGCAGAAGAAGCUGGAGGAGUGCCAGAAGGAGCAGGAGUUCAUCAAGCCAGAUAUUGGCAACUGCAAUCAUACAGGAAUCAUGAGCCUCAGCAAACCCACGGUGGUCCAGCUCAAUGCUCAUUUGAAUGCAGGUUACCAGUAUGGCGGCUGGGGAAAAGACUCCAAACCUGUUCGAGGCUAUGAGUCAAUGUACUACUUUGGUGCAUACGUCAAUCCCUCAGUGCAUGACUUCUAUUUGUACUCUGACUAUGAAAAGCUGAUUCUGAGGUCUGCAUUCAAGCACCAUGACAUACCAAGUGGGUGGGAAGGUACCGGUAACAAUUACAUUGUUCACGGCAACACCAUAUAUUACCAGCACAACACACCUUUCAGUAUGACCAAGCUGAAUCUGACCAGUUCCAGAUAUGACUCCAGAGUGAUCCCAGCUGCUAGUACAAGGUUCUCAUACAGUUACUCAGAUAACCAGAACAUGGACUUUGCAGCCGAUGAAAAUGGCUUGUGGGUAAUGUACGCCUCAGAGGAGAGCAAGGGUAAAAUUGUCCUAGCAAAGAUAGAUGAGAAAUCUUUUGGCAUUGCCGAUGAGUGGGAAACCGGUGUGUUCAAGCAGUUGGCUGGCAAUGCUUUCAUGGCCUGUGGAGUCAUGUACGCCACCAGGUCAGUGGAUUUGAACACAGAGGAGAUCUAUUAUGCAUUCGACACUAAGACCAAGGAGGAGAAACAUCUCAACAUUCGCUUCCAGAAGUUCCUGGAGAAAUACACCAACCUGGACUACAACCCCACAGAUCAGAAGCUUUACAUGUACAACGAUGGCUACUACGUGUCCUAUAAUGUGAGGUUUAACAGAGAAUGAUUCCUCCUCUUUGUGAUCGACCGUAUUGUGAUUGAUUCGAAUGAUCUGUAUUUACUCUCUGUCACCGGAGCUCUACAAAGCUAU